AUGGACACCCUGCUGUCGUCACCGGCCCACAGGGCCCCGUGUGCGCUGCAGAGCUCUGCCCGCCCGUGCAGGCCGCGCAGCCUACGUCUGUCAGGCGAUGCUAGGUCGAUCAGCGAUGCGCGGAGACGCAGGUCCGUGCACGACGCGGCCCGUUCGGGAGGCGAGCGGGCCACGCUUGCCACCGCUCUGCGGGCAUCAAGCACCGACCAGGCGUCCGCCAUCGACGUGAAGAUGGAGGAGAUGGCGGAGUUCCUACGAAAGGACCUCGUGCACUUGUUCGAUGACGUGGGCAUUGACCGUUCGAUGUACUCGGACAAGGUCGAAUUCCGGGACCCCCUGACCAAAUACGGGAGCAUCAGCGGGUACCUGGCGAACAUCAAGAUGCUCGGCGUCCUGUUCCGGCCGCAGUUCUUCCUGCACGACGUGCGCAGGACGGGCGAGUACGAGCUCACCACGCGCUGGACCAUGUCGAUGAAGCUGUGGUGGAGCCCCCUGCCGUUCUGGAGGCCGUCGAUGGAGUUCACAGGGGAGUCGUUCAUGACGGUGGACCCGGAGGAGUGGAAGUUCAACCGGCACAUCGACAUCUGGGACAGCAUCCAGCAGCAGGAGUACCUGUCGAAGGAGGCCUUCCAGGACCUGGUGGCGCAGCUGGGCACCUUCUUCAAGGUCCCGGACCUGGAGACCCCGCAGUACAUGCUGCUGCGGCGCGCGGCGGACUACGAGGUCCGCCGCUACGAGCCGUACUCGGUGGCGGAGUACGCCCCCGCGACGGCGGACCGCAGGGGGUCGUUCCAGUCGCUCGCGCGGUACAUCUUCGGCGGCAACGCGCGCGGGGAGAAGAUGGCGAUGACGACGCCCGUGUUCACGGAGCCGGCGGGGCGCAUGCAGUUCGUCAUGGGCAGCACGUACUGGGGCCGCAGCGCCGAGUUGCCGCCCCCGCUGGACGGCGCGGUCGCGACGAGGGACGUGCCGGGGGGUGUCUACGCGGUGCGCAGGUUCAGCGGCCGCUCGGACCCGGACCUCGUGCGGGUGCAGCACGGCCAGCUGCGCGCCGCGAUCCAGAGGGACGGCCUCAAGGCUGAGCCCGCUACGGAGGGGGACCCGGGCUUCGUCCUGGCGCAGUACAACGAGCCGUCCACGCCCGACUGGCAGCGGUUGAACGAAGUGCUGGUGCCACUGAGCGAGUUCGACAUCUGGGAGGGCAGGUGA
Molecule: messenger RNA, 1209 nt
Organism: Pedinophyceae sp. YPF-701
Lineage: Eukaryota; Viridiplantae; Chlorophyta; Pedinophyceae
Source: the annotation of a GenBank genome assembly